AUGAUCUCGGGGGAAUUCCCGAGAUUUUGUAAAUUACAAACAACAUGGCGACAACUCGGUGGGCUCUCCUCGAAUCAGUUGUAAUAGUAACAUUUUUCAUAAGUUCACAAGUGGAAUUAUCUUUUUCUGAAGGAGUAGCCUACAGCCUUUUUAACAGUGAUUCAGAGCUAGAUUCUGUGAUAUCUUUUGGACAACACCAUACCUUAUACAAAAGACAGAGUGGUAACUUAAGUGAUCCUACAACAGCGCCACCUACCACAGCAUCAAAGAGUCCCACCACACAGCCACAAACCACCACCCAGCUACCGACUACAACACCAGAUUAUACCGAACAAAAGCUCAGCCAGAAUCAUAAGUAUUACAAGUCCAAGGUUAUAACUACCACAGCGGAAUUCCCGAACUACUGGACAGAGCUUUACAAUGUCAAACAUAGUGAACCGCUAUCAGGAAGUCAUAGAGUAGCAGUGAGCGUACCAAUCAACUUUAAGUUCAAAUUUUAUGGUCAUGAAGUUACAAAAAUCACCAUAGCGACAGGAGGUUUCCUUUAUAUGAGCCCAUUUCUGCACCAAUGGUUGACUGCUACUCAAUACAUAGCUCCAUUGAUGGCAAACUUCGAUACCUCAAUGAAUAACGAUUCCAUUAUUCUCUAUAAAGAUUUUGGUGAUAAAUUUGUGGUCGAAUGGCAGCGGGUUUUCCUUCAGGACCAAAAUCACACCAAUCCUUUUUCAUUCCAAACAACUCUUCAUACUAAUGGAACCAUAUAUUUUGCAUACAGAGAUGUACCUGUGGAGGUAUUUAACAUUGAGGUGAAGAACCACCCAGUAAAAGUGGGCGUGUCUGAUGCCUUCUACAUAGACACAAUCCAGGGAGUUAAAAGUAAAAAUACGUCUCAUCAUCGAUACUCUGAUUCCAACGAAGGUGUACAGAGAAGAACUAUUUAUGAAUAUCAUCGAGUGGAGGUCGACUUUAAGCGUGUACGCUCUCAAUCGGUGGUUAUUUUGGAACCACUAGCAACUUGUAAUAUUGCCAAAGACUGCAACACUUGUUUAACUCAGGAUGAUUCAUUUGAUUGUAAAUGGUGUCCCCAAGUUAGUAGAUGUUCCGAUGGCAUUGAUUGGAAAAGACAAGAAUGGAGAGAUAGGGGCUGUGAAAUACAGGCAUUCGACAAUCCGGCUAAAUGUGUUCCGCCUACAACAGAAUCACCUACAACCAAAUCACAAACAGACAUACCAACAAAACCUAACACAACUUCUAUGGCACCUUCUAUAAGUACACUAAAACCUACCACAAGUACAUCUAAAUCCAGUACACUAAAACCUAACACAAGUACACCUAAACCCACCACAAGUACACCUGUACCGACUACCACAAGUACACCUAAACCCACCACCACAAGUACACCUAAACCCACCACCACAAGUACACCUGUACCGACUACCACAAGUACAUUUAAACUAACCACAAGUACACCUAUUCCACAAUCAACAUUGGUUGCUUCUCAGAAGAAUGGGGAUGGAUGCAUGCCAGGGUCCAGCAGAAGUAACUGUUCAUUCAAAAGUGCCCAGAAAAGUGGUGACAGUGCCACGAUAGCUGGUGUGGUGGUUGCGGUGAUUAUACUCGUGGCUCUCGUGGUAGGAAUCGGAGGCUGGUUUUUCUAUGCUUACACUCAUCCCACAUCCGCUUCAGGUCAAUGGAUGAUCAACCAUCGCCCAAGUGAAAUGAAAGCAAAGAUGAGCAAAAUGAAAUUCUGGAAAAAAGACUCUGGAACAGGGGAGAAAUAUCGCGUAGAAUCUCAGGCCUAGAGAAUAAAAAACAAAUUACAAAAAAGAUGUGAACAUUUGCUCAUCAAAAUAUGAAAUUAAUUUUCUUUUUAAUUAAUUUAUAUUUCAUCCAACCAAGGAAUGUCUUGUUUGGACAAAUAUAUUACAUGUGGUAUUUGUUCCAAUUCUAUUUUUAUCAAUAUAUAGGUAGGCAGUAAUUAAUUAAUCAAAUAUUUUCAUUUUUGUUGAGCAAAUUGGAUACAAGACUGUGAUAUCUAACUAAGUGGUUCCUUCAUUCUACUGUGUUUUCAAAUCUUGUAGAGGACACACCAAAAAAAAAACAUCAAUUUUUGAAUUGAUUCAUAGUCCAUCUUUGUGUCUUGAUUAAAGACUCUCUGUCAGUCCAGUGGAUAGCCAAUGAGAUCUGUGAACUACUGGAAUGAGGGAAUGCCUUAGGAAAGGUUUUAUAUCUGUUCUGCCAUUCUACUCUUCCAUGAUGCCUUAUAAGACUUAAAUGGGAAGAUACAGGAUGCAGUAUAGCAACGUCUGCCAUUUUUUGUGCAUUGUUAUUAUGUCAGUGUGUUGAGAUACUUUUGAGAAUAGGGCAUGAAAAUUUUCUUCUUUUUUCCAUAUGUAAAGAUCAAUCUUUUUUAUGGUUUGACAAAAAAUAUUUGUUUGUGGAGAUUUGAUUGAAUAAUAAUAAUUUUUUUGGGGGGUUAAAUAUUGUAAAAAAAAAUUUUGGAGAUGAAUUUGGGGGUCUCUUCAUACCACAAAAGCAGUGAAAUUGAAACACCACAAAAAUUGCUUAUUUCACAGUAAUUGGGCAUGGAGCAGUUUGAUCAUGCUAGCACUUGGGAAGAUAGGCUUAUUCUUGAUAUACUUAGCUGUUUACUUAAUAUUGUGUGCUUCGAGAAACUGGAGAAUAACAAUGCACCAAAGAGCUGAUGUUGUGUACGUUAUGAUGUAAGCCAUGACCAUACUACAUAUCAUGUUGAUUUUUAUACGAUUUGUCCAAGAAUUCCACUGAAUGUUAUCAUUUUAUUUCUUCUCGUGUAGUUCUGCAAAUUCCGAUCAAUUAACAGUUUGGUAUUAGGCGAGAGAUGUCAUCUUAAUUAUUUAUGUGUUGUAUUUUUAAAAACACUCUGUUACCAUUGACUGCAUGGAAAGGCUCUCUGAUUGGUUGUUUAUAUUACAUCCUAUCUAUGAUUGGUUGUUUUUACUACAUCCUGUCUGUGAUUGGUUGUUUAUAUUACAUCCUCUCUGUGAUUGGCUGUUUUACUACAUCCUAUCUCUGAUUGGUUGUUUGUGCUAUGAUGAUGUACAAGUGGAAUCAUCUGUCAUUUUCCCACCUCUAUUUAGUAGGUUUAAAUAAAAAUCACCAGUUUUAUGUUUAGCUUGUUCUUGUCAGAUUUUACCUGAAUGUAACUGUAUCUUUUUUUAGAUGCAAAUUUGACCACCCCACAGAUUCUACCUUUAAUACUUUAACAUUAGGGCCCGUUACGUGCAGUAUGAUAUGAGUUAGUCUUUAUUUCCACCAGAGAACAAUGUGAAAAUUUUUGACUUAUUGUUUUAAAUUUUUCGUAGCUUAGUAUCCUGCCACCCAAAAAUCAUGACCACCAAAAAUGACAUUUGUUAUCUCUUAUACUUACGAAAUAUCAGCAUUGGAAUUUUCUCUUGCUUGUUAAAGCAUGAAUCUCUAAUUUUACCCCCUGCCUACUUCGUUACCUUUGUUGUUAUUUUUUUUCAGUGCAAUUGAUAAUGUUCAGUGUGAUUGAUAUUUUUAAUUUUGCAUGAUCAGGCACACUUAUUAAUGAAUAUUCUGCAUUAUAUCAGGUUACAUUUAAUAUUCAAAUUAGUCAAACUGACAAUCUGACUUCAUGUUUAUGCAAAUUAAAAAAAAAACAUUCAGGAAAGAUUUUUUUUUUAUUUCUUACACUUGGAUUCAGAUUUUUAGUUCUGUUGUUUAUGAUGUUGUAUGAUCUAAUAUAUAUCAGUUUUCUUGUUAAAUUGUAAUGUUAUUUAGCUUAUUUUUUUCCCUUUCUAUUGUUUAUGAUUUCAAUUGACACAAUGAAACAUUGUUACUGUUUUUCUGUUAUUAGUUCAUGUUCAGUGUAUUUUGAGAUUAUUGCACAAUAUAAUAUACUCGCAUCUUAACAAUUAAGCAAGAAGAAUCAAUUUUUUUUAAAAAUAUUACGUAUUGAGAUUAUCAGAUUUAAUUUUCUAUUUAGCUCAUAUAUAUUUUCUAAUUGUACAAAAGAACUUCUAUGAAACCUUAAAAUGUAUUGAGUUUUAAAAGAACUUGUUCAAAUGUAAUUCAUAUCAAUUGCAACCUUCUUUUGAAAUUUUUCAUGUGAAGCAUACAAAUUGAGAAUCAUUUGAUAAGAAAUCGUACAAGAUUUUUUAGUGAAAUUUUUCUCAAUCAUAUCAUCAGAAAUAAUUUUUUCAAAUUUUUUUCUUUUGAAUUUUAAAUUCGUGAAAUUUUUACAUAGUUUUCACAUGGAAUUCACAUGCUUUGGGCAUGAAAUUUUCAUGAGGCAUUUUAAGUCAAUUGUACCAUUAUUUUAUUUGAAUUUUUUUUUGCCUCUCUUUGGUAAAUUAAAAAAAAUUAACUUCAAUACACUCAGUUCAAUUAAAUCAUAUCCAUUAAUUGAUUGUCAGGUGUGUGAGUGGCAGUUUGUUGCUUAAUAUUUUCUUACUUAAGAAAAGGGAUAGAACAAAGAUUUUAAAUUCAUUUUUACAUUUUUCUACUCUUUCAUUUUUUUUAUUCAGACAUAGACUUAAAAGAUUUCAACAGAACAUUUUUUUAAAAUUGUAUGUUUCAGAUAUAGAAGACUUUUGUAAAAUAGUAUCAAAGAAAUGUACUUAAUAUUUAAAGAAUGGAAGUUAAUAAUUUUUUUAAAUAUCUGAAUGAAAUGCUCUAGCUUAAGUAGCAAUGAACAAUUAGGGGGAAAAAGAUAAUUUGCAGUCCUUUUCAAUUAGAUGACUUUGUUCUUAUAUUCAAAAUGGCAUAAUUAAGAUCAAAUGUUUAUGUACAUACUGAGAUAUUUCUAAUAUAUACAGAUCAUUUCAUAGCCAAGUUUUAUUUGUAGCUGAAUUUACAAAAUUGUAUGGGUUUUCUUUAUUAUUUUCUUUGUUUAUCUAGUUAUCAAAACCUAAAAUAUAUUUUGAAGCAUACACUAUUUUUUUUUUCAGUUUGUAUAUUUAAUCCUCUGUAAUGUUUAAAACACAUGGAUAUCAAAGCAUAUACCAAAAAAAUAAUCUUGCAAUUUUAAAUUUAAAUACUAUGUAUAAUAUGUUAUUUUUGGGUAAAAAAUUCUUAUAUUUAUUCCCUUUACUUCGGUUCAUAUUUUCUAACUUUCUGCAUUCAGUUUCACACAUGUUCUGCCUCCUAGAUUUGUAAAUAUAUUAAUGUUUAAUUUUUAAAAUCAUUCAAAUCUAUUGCAAUGUGUGCAACUUUGACAGAACCUCAUUAAAAACUUGU
Messenger RNA from Saccostrea cuccullata (small rock oyster), 5241 nucleotides. RefSeq names its product plexin domain-containing protein 2-like. The record is from RefSeq and is a predicted model, not a curated record. The transcript is spliced from 15 exons. NCBI's taxonomy places the organism in Eukaryota, Metazoa, Mollusca, Bivalvia, Ostreida, Ostreidae. The coding region runs from base 45 to 1802 and encodes 585 amino acids.